Messenger RNA from Papilio xuthus (Asian swallowtail), 1144 nucleotides. Its product is annotated as forkhead box protein F1-A. The coding region runs from base 31 to 1011 and encodes 326 amino acids. Gene Ontology annotation, cellular component: nucleus. Gene Ontology annotation, molecular function: RNA polymerase II cis-regulatory region sequence-specific DNA binding; DNA-binding transcription factor activity, RNA polymerase II-specific. Gene Ontology annotation, biological process: animal organ morphogenesis; regulation of transcription by RNA polymerase II. Lineage: Eukaryota; Metazoa; Arthropoda; Insecta; Lepidoptera; Papilionidae. The record is from RefSeq and is a predicted model, not a curated record. The transcript is spliced from 2 exons.
GCGGCUCGACGCGCACGCGCCCGCGCACGCAUGAAGACCGAAGACCAAACCAGCGAGGAGGCGGCGCGCCGCGCGCCCGCCACGCGCAGGCAAGAAAAGCCACCCUUCUCUUACAUAGCUCUAAUAGUUAUGGCGAUACGUCACUCGCCCAACAAACGACUCACCCUCAGCGAAAUAUAUGCCUUCCUACAACAACAGUUUCCCUUCUUUCGAAGUUCCUACCAAGGCUGGAAGAAUUCAGUUCGACACAACCUCAGUCUAAAUGAAUGCUUCGUCAAACUUCCAAAAGGCUUAGGCAGACCGGGUAAAGGGCAUUACUGGACAAUAGACCCUUCGACCGAAUUCAUGUUCGAGGAAGGUUCAUUCAGACGGCGGCCGCGUGGGUUCCGGCGCAAGUGUCAGGCACUGAAGCCGCAGUUCGGCAGCGGCAGCUACCUGUGCGGGGGCGGGGUGGCCGCGCUGCCGCCCUCACAGCCGACGAGCUACGAACUGGCAGGUGGCAGUGGCUCGAACGCCGGCGGAUCAACCGCCAUAGACUACGGAGCCUGUGCGUACUCCCACGCGAGCUCCGGUGGUCAGCAGCUGACGUACGGGGGAGAUUACUGCUCAUAUGGGGGGAUGGGGGAGCGCGAGUGGCCACUGGCGUAUAGCGCGGUGGAUCCGACUUACCGGCCGCCGCCGUCGUCGCCGCCUUCUCGCCACGACUUGCCUGACAUCUUACCGAACUAUCAGUAUGCCGUCGCUAAUGAACAUGGUGCGGCGCCGAUGUUUGCAGGAAUGCGCGGCGUUCAUCAACAGAUGCUAUCAGGCGGUACGCUGACAGCGACAUCUAUCAGCGGCCUCGGUAGCUUCGGGCAUCAUCUCACCACAUCCCUGCCGACCCUGCCGCCGGACCGCAAGCCAUCUACCCCACUCUCGGGCCUAGGUCCUCCGCCCACCUCUUUACCACCGCCUGUCCCACCUCCUUCAACAUCAACCACUGUACACUCAUACUAUGAUCACAUGAUAUGAUCACAUCACAAAUUUCGUGCCGUGAUUUUAUUCAAUCAAUUGAUAUUGACCGUAGAAAUCUCGAAUAAUUUCGGAUUUGUCAAGACUUUGACAAUUAAGAUAUCUUAUUGUAAUGCAGAAACUUUGGAGAUGG